CAACUUUCUAAUGGAAAUCAACAAUGUGGCUGAAAGUCUUCGUCACCUUCGUCUUCAGCUUCUCCAGCUGCCAGCCGGCAUCAGUCUUCCUGGAUCCAGACCGGGCCCACGGCGUCCUGGUCCGGACUCGGAGGUAUAACUCAGGCUUGCUUGAGGAGCUACAGAAGGGAGAUCUGAAGCGGGAGUGUCUGGAGGAAAAAUGCUCCUACGAGGAGGCCCGGGAGGUGUUUGAACACACCGAGAUCACGGACGAGUUUUGGAAGACCUAUAACAUACCAGACAGCUGCAAGUUGAACCCCUGCCUGAAUGGUGGAAUCUGCUCUGUCCAGGCUUCAUCCUACACCUGCGACUGCCUGCCACAGUUCAGCGGACUCAACUGUGAGCUCGAAUACCACCCCGACCCCGAGACCUGCCUGCUGGACAACGGAGGCUGUGAACAUUUCUGUGUUGAAGACGAGGGAGGACAUAGACUUAACUGCUCGUGUGCAGACGGUUACUUCCUGGACACUGAUGGGACGAGCUGCCUGGCAAAAGAGUCGAUAGCGUGCGGCAUGGUCCCUGUCCUGCAGGGAGAAGAUAAAGCCAAGCAGCUCGACCCUCGAGCACGAAUUGUCGGUGGAGUAGAGUGUCCCAAAGGUGAAUGCCCCUGGCAGGUUUUGCUGGUGUAUGAGGGCAAAGGUUUCUGUGGUGGUGUGAUUUAUAAACCUACAUGGAUCCUCACAGCGUCUCACUGCCUGGAGGACACUGACGCGCAGUUUCUAAAAGUGGUCGCAGGCGAACACAACACUGAGGUGGAUGAGGGCACGGAGCAGUACGUCCAGGUCGCCCAGAUCAUUAUGCACGAGCACUAUGUGAAGAGCACCGCUGACAAUGACAUCGCCCUCCUGCGCCUGGCGUCGCCCAUCGUUUACACGCCAUAUGCCGUCCCAGCCUGCCUGCCGACGAGACUGCUGGCAGACCACCACCUCUGGGCAAUCAUGAAGCACACAGUGAGUGGCUGGGGAAGGCGGGGGGAGAACGGACCAACCUCACAUGUGCUGCGACGGCUCAAAGUACCUCGGAUCCUGACGCAGCAGUGUGUAGAGGAGAGUGGCGUGGUGCUCACCAAGAACAUGUUCUGCGCCGGGUACAUCGAGGGCCGGCAGGACUCGUGUGAAGGCGACAGUGGCGGGCCGCUAGUGACGGCGUACAAGAAGACAACGUUCCUGCUGGGGAUCGUCAGCUGGGGGAAGGGCUGUGCCCGACCGGGCAACUACAGCAUCUACACCCGGGUGUCCAACUACCUGGAGUGGAUCCACGACCAAACAGCGAGACCAGAACAGCCGACAAACAACACCAAGGCUUUACUGCACGACCUGACCACCUGAGAACAGCGCUGCUCAACAUACGCUGGCAGAUCCUCAAGUUCUUAUGUUAUAAUUUACUGUAUUCACACAGCGGACAUUUUCAGCCCUCAGAAGAGAAAAGAUUGUCAAAUGUAUUAAACUAGCUUUGCUUUAUGGAAAAUAAUUUAUAUGUAAAUCUAAAAAAAUGUGCAGUUUUAUGAACAAAUGGACAAUUUGAAUCUCUCUUUUUGACAUUUAAGUCUUCUUGAUGUGCAGAUUUUUGUCUGUGUCUUUACUUUUGAUGAUUAAACCAUCAAAUCCUGAAAAAAUAAUUCUCCAAAACACAUCAGUGAAGAUUUCCGACUAAGAAUUCAUCAAAUUAGCAGAAGACUUUGAAACAACAACAACUGCUUAAUUAGCAGGAAGGUGGUUAUCUAACUCGGGUUAAAAAUACUGUACAUUGACAAUACAGCUCUUUAUCCACUAAAGUAGAAACAGACAACUUUUCAACCCCCCCAGUGUUUUCAAGUGGUAUUAAUGUUCAGAGCCUUGCUCCGUGAAGAAAUGAUCAACAGCACUUUGGAAAUAAUAAAUACUCAACCAUC
Messenger RNA from Thunnus maccoyii (southern bluefin tuna), 1930 nucleotides. Its product is annotated as coagulation factor VII-like. Gene Ontology annotation, molecular function: calcium ion binding; serine-type endopeptidase activity. The record is from RefSeq and is a predicted model, not a curated record. Gene Ontology annotation, biological process: proteolysis; blood coagulation. The transcript has 8 exons. The coding region runs from base 24 to 1367 and encodes 447 amino acids. NCBI's taxonomy places the organism in Eukaryota, Metazoa, Chordata, Actinopteri, Scombriformes, Scombridae. Gene Ontology annotation, cellular component: extracellular region.